Talaromyces stipitatus ATCC 10500 is the source of this 1274-nucleotide messenger RNA. RefSeq lists its product as uncharacterized. The transcript has 3 exons. The record is from RefSeq and is a predicted model, not a curated record. Gene Ontology annotation, cellular component: actin cortical patch. NCBI's taxonomy places the organism in Eukaryota, Fungi, Ascomycota, Eurotiomycetes, Eurotiales, Trichocomaceae. Gene Ontology annotation, molecular function: actin filament binding; phosphatidylinositol binding. Gene Ontology annotation, biological process: actin filament bundle assembly; actin cortical patch localization. The coding region runs from base 45 to 884 and encodes 279 amino acids.
GGCACCUAGGUAAACAUAUAGCCCAAUUAUUUAUUUUUGAUAUAAUGGCUGGGGGCUAUCACAACCCCUUCCCCUCCUCUCUACGUCACGAGUGCGAGAAAGCUUGCGAAAUCCUCGAAGCAUUCCUUAACCCGAGCGUUCCAAAUAGCACAGCCACACAGAUUCUUCAAAAUGCGCAGGGUCUCGCUAUUAUCUCCACAGUCAAAGGAGCAUUCAUGGGAUCCGUCAGAUUUGGCUCGGGAAUCCUUGUCGCGCGACUUGAUGACGGCAGUUGGUCUGCUCCGUCGGCCAUUGUCGUUGGAGGGGUAGGAUUUGGCGGCCAAGUUGGCGUCGAAUUUACAAACUUUAUAUUUGUCUUACCUCGGAAAUCCUCAGUGAGGACAUUCGCGCAACUCGGAAGCUUGACAUUGACCACAAACAUAUCUUUGGCUUUGGGCCCCAUGGGAAGAUGUGGUGAGGUUGGCUUGGGCGCAAGCCUUCACGGACUAGGGGCAUUGUGGGCUAUGUCCAAGACAAACGGGUUCUUUGGCGGGUUCAGUGUUGAACUAGCCACGUUCAUUGAAAAUGGAUCCUCCAAUCAAAAACUCUAUCAAAAGAAGCUCACCGCUGCCCAACUUCUGAAUGGAGAAAUAAAACCGCCAGAUGAUGCUAAGAUGCUAAUGCAGUGCUUGUCCCACAAAGCCUUUUACUCCCGUCGACAUCGCGUACCUGACCCUGAGCUACCUUCUGAUCCCUCCACCGCAACAGCCUUAGAGCUUACCAGUGGAGCUGAGAACCAGCUACCUGUAGAGUUAUCGACCCGAGGGGCCUUACCGGUUGGGCUUCCUAGCGAAUCUCUGUCUUCACCAUUGGAGGGGCGCGAAACAUCAGCACGGGAAGCAUGAACCAUGGGUAGCAUUUUUAUGGUGGUCUCCAUGGUCGCCGAACCCUCUACCAUGCAUUGCGACAAUCAUUCUUUUGAUAGUUCGUUUGAUAUCUAUCUAGCGAUUCUCGAGUUUCUUUCUAUAAGAUCGAAGGGCUUCGGUGUCCUUAUGGGUUGAAUUUCCGAUGAGACGUAGUGAAUGGUGACCCAACAAUGACAUAAAUCAAAAAGAGUAUAGUUAAUUAUCCUAAGAACGUCAAGUGUACAACUGGGGCGCCUUUGUAUAAUGGAUAUGGGCUAGGAUUGUUACACCAUGAAAACCCGCUGAGGCGUAUCGGAUUGCGGUGCAAUGAACUAGAAAGACUCCAAACUACUGAAAUACAAAAAUCUACACCCAUCAAUUAUAUGAAAG